AAUAUGUAACAUUCAUUCGCCUAAUCCGCUGGGAACAAUAAUACUAUAAUAGUUGUUUAAUUUUGUUGGCUGUUGUAUGCUGUCGAUUAACUAUUUUACUCAUACGUGUACGCUGUACAAACUACAAAAUACAAAUGUCGAGCAACGAAUUUUCUAUAUUUCAAAAAAAUAAUCUCGAUAAUUCAUGUGAAACUACGGAUAACAUAAAAGAUUCUAAUUCUAAAAUGGCAUUAGUAAAUAAUGGCAUUGAUGAAACUUUAAAUAAACUUGUUGAAAAUGUAUUUCAUUUUACCAUGAUACCUAGUUUCGAUAAAGAAUACGACUCUCCAGUUAUUUAUUUACCAGAUUUAUUAGAAAUAUUGAAGUCAAAUGUCAAUAAUGGAGCAGAAUUAGAAAUUCUUGAACAAUCAAUUUUUGAAAGAACACUGUUGGCUGAUCCGAUAACAUAUUUACUCAAGACUAAACACAAUGUAUCAAUUACUUCACAUACCACUGAGAAAGAGUGCAUUGUUUAUUUAUUUCAAUGUUUCAUUGAUUUGACUUUUGCUAAACAAGAAAAUCGUUAUCCAUCAAUCGGAGAAGACAUCUACUCUAAAAUAUUUGGUUUUUUGUGUACGAAUGUAUCUACAGCACUUAAACAACCUGAUCUAUAUAGUCCUCAAAACAUUAAAGAUCAGGUUUUAAAAAUAUUUGAAACUAAUAUGGCAUCCUUUGAAGAUUAUGUGAAAUUUUUUACUUCUGUUAAUAAACAAAUUAUUUCGGAUGAAGAUGAUGGAGAGUCACAAAUUCAAAGUAUAUACCAUCCAAUACUUGAGAAAGUAAAAGAAAAAAUUUUACAAUCAACAAUUAUAUUUUUACCGCAUUGUGAGAUUGCAUUACUACAAGUAUUCUCUGCAGAACUAUUAUUAGCUAAUUCGUUGAUUGAUGAUUGUUAUGUACCAGAUACAUCUCCCGGUUUCAAUUUUACAAACACAGUGCUUGGAGCUACUUUUGCAAUAUCAGGUUUACCACAAACACCAGGGGGUAGAUUUGAAUAUUUCCAAAAACCCAUGGAAGAGUUAUCUGGUCCAUUGGAAAGUAACAUAUGGUCUGGUUUGGAGACGUUACAUGUUCAAUUACAUAAAAUAUUAUUAAACCUACUAAAAGCUGGACCUGAAGUAAAACAUAAAACAUUAUCUUGGUUGGGAAGUUGUUUGGAAAAAAACAUGGGACGCUGUAAAUUAUGGAAUGUCGAAAUGUCAAUGUUGGGAUUUAUUUCAGAUGGAUUUGCAUUAAACUUAAGUGCGGUUCUUUUAAGGCUGUGUCAACCAUUUAUUUCUAAUACAGAUAACCCAAAAUUAUUGAAAAUUGAUCCUACCUACUGUGCUGCAAAGGUUCAUAAUAACGAAGAAAGUAGACAACGUGGAGUACAUCUAUUAAAACUAAAUGAAAACACUAUGCUUUUACCAACUAAUGUUGAUGAUUCUAGAGAAGAUAAUUCAUCAGACCAAAGACCUGUAGCUAAAGGACAGUUUAAUUUUAUUACAGAAUGUUUUUACAUGACACAAAAGUCUUUAGAGAUAGGUUUUGCUCAAGUGCAAGAAAAAAUGACAAAUAUUAAUCAAGAGUUAGCAAGAAUGCAACAGACGUUUGUAGAUGCUCAACAAUCUGGUUCAGCCACAUCUGAAGUAAUGAAACUUAUUAAUGAUCGAAUGGAAGGUGAAAUGACCAAAUAUCUAUCUAUGAAAGCUGCUCUUUUAGAACCAUCAACAUUACAUCUUUUGAGUCAAUUUCAAAAAGCAACAUGUAUUUGGCUUACUCAAGUUGUGUUGGAUGUAGACAAAGAUUUCCAAUCAAAUAAUCUUCAAUCUUAUUGUCCAAAUAAAUUCUUAGUUAUUGAAUUUCCAUUGCCUAGUGUUGUUCCUCCUACAUUAAAAUGCAUUCCAGAAUUUUUGUUGGAAAAUAUUUGGCGAUAUUUAACAUUAGUGCGUCGUUUUCAUUCUCGCUCUUUAGAGGAACCUGGGUUUUCAUUAGUUAGUGAAUUAUUAAAUGCUAUUUUAAUCUUCAUGACAUCUAAUAGUCGAGUGAGAAAUCCACAUUUGCGAGCUCGUCUAGCUGAAUGUUUAGAUUGCUUAUUACCACAUACGGACGAAGAUAGCUCUGUAACAAACUCAAUAGGAUCAUAUUACAGAGAGUUAUUAUUUCUAAGUCAUCCCCAUCGUAAACAAAUUGUUCAUGCUCUAUUGGAUGUGUUUGUGGGUAUUGAAAUGACUGGACAAAGUGUGGAAUUUGAGCAGAAAUUUAAUUAUCGCAGACCUAUGUAUGUUGUCAUGGAUUAUUUGUGGAAAUUAGAAGAACACAGAGAAGUUUUCAAAUCGUUGGCUAAAGAUGCCGAGAAUAAUAUGGAAGCGGCUUCUCCACCAUUAUUUUUAAGAUUCAUUAAUUUAUUAAUGAAUGAUGCUGUGUUCUUAUUAGAUGAAGCAUUAACAAAUAUGGCUCAGUUAAGACAAAUGCAAACUGCUCAUGAAUCAGGCCAAUGGAAUAAUCUAUCUCAAAGAGAAAGAGCUCAAAAUAUGUCAUAUUUGCAACAUAUCGGAAUGAUUGCUAGAUUUGAUAAUAUUCUUGGGAAGGAAACCAUCAAUACAUUUAAAUACCUUACAUCAGAAAUAAAAUCAAUAUUUUGUCAUCCCACAAUGGUUGAUAGAGUAGCAGCUAUGUUAAACUACUUUUUAUGUCAUUUAGUUGGACCAAAAAAAAAAAAUUUUAAAGUAAAAGAUAUGAAGGAAUACAAAUUCGAACCAGCUGAAAUAGUUUUGAAUAUUUGUAUGAUAUAUGUACAUUUGGGGGAUAGCGAAUAUGGUGAAGCAUUUUGUUUAGCUGUUUCCAAAGAUGGACGAUCAUACAAUCCAUUGCUUUUUAAACAGACUGAAGACGUCUUAGCAAGAAUUGGAGGAGCAUCAUUAAUUGUUGGAAUUACUAACAUAGCGCAAAGAGUAUCCAAACUAGCAAUACAACAAAGUAAUGAUGAAGAGUUAUUACUUACAGAAGCCCCAGAAAACUUUUUAGACCCUAUUAUGUCUACUCUCAUGGUAGACCCUGUGAUUUUGCCUUCGAGUAAAAUGAAUGUUGACCGAUCCACUAUAGCAAGACAUUUAUUAAGUGAUCAGACCGAUCCAUUUAAUCGUUCUCAUUUGACUAUGGAUAUGGUAAUAACAAAUACUGAAUUGAAAAAUCAAAUUGACGAAUGGAUUAAAAUCAAAAAAUCUCAAAAUUUAAAGUAAAAUUUACAAUUUUCAAAAACAUUACGAUAUUAAGUUCUUAGGUAUGUACAUGUAAUACAAAGUACAAUAUUUCGGGGACACUCCAUUUUAUAAAAAAAAUAUUGUUAUUGUUAGAUUUUCUUAUGAUUACGAUGUAUUUUUAUGAAUUAUAAUUUUUUAAUAUAUGGACUAUUGGUGUAUGAAUAUUUCAUAAUAAGUACAUGCUAAUAUACUAUUAAUA
This is a messenger RNA of Myzus persicae (green peach aphid), 3480 nucleotides long. RefSeq names its product ubiquitin conjugation factor E4 A (gene Ube4A). The record is from RefSeq and is a predicted model, not a curated record. The coding region runs from base 135 to 3260 and encodes 1041 amino acids. Gene Ontology annotation, biological process: protein polyubiquitination. Gene Ontology annotation, molecular function: ubiquitin-ubiquitin ligase activity. NCBI's taxonomy places the organism in Eukaryota, Metazoa, Arthropoda, Insecta, Hemiptera, Aphididae. The transcript is spliced from 14 exons. Gene Ontology annotation, cellular component: ubiquitin ligase complex; nucleus; cytoplasm.